AUGAGAAGGCUUCCCAACAACGCAGGGUUCGUAGGAAUUCGGGUCCGGCUUAGCGCCCUCGCUGGUGCAAACGGUGGGGGAGAGCACGAGGCCAGAUCAACAACGUACGUUGCUUCUAAGAACUUAGCUGAAAUCUGCAAACAACUUGGGGAGCCCGUUGCAACCUCUCUAGAAUAUCUACCCCUCAACAAAGUCAUCACUAAGACGCAAAAGCAUGAGAAUGACGCUAUCUCAUUCAUGCUACUGUUCGGCGACGUCCGUAAGCAGCCGAAUGGUGAAGCUCAGGAAGUCUGGGUCUUGCUUUACCCGCCUACUAAGGAGGGCGAGCCAGCUACCCUCGAAUUCAGCUCGUACGAUAGCGCUACUGGAGACUCGGAACAGCAUAGCAACCACAAUAUUAGUUCGAGAGCAGAGAAUGCAGCUGCAUUCAAGAUGCCUAAGAGGCCUUCGCGCGGCAAGCAUGGCGCACUGGUGCGAUACUACUUCUUGAAGAAACUCGCAGCUAUUGAAGCCGAAAGCAAUGGCAUGUCCGAACUCAAGUUUCCUCUGCCAGUCAACAAAGGCAUUCUUGAGGGCUUGAAGGCGGCAUGCGGUGAAUUCGAGGACGAAGCAAGAGCCAAGCUGGCCAGGUCCGUUAGGCAACUCUCAGUCACUCUCCCAGAAAGCCAAGAAAGCGAUGCAACCCUCGACUUCGAGGACGCCAAAGAACCCGUCAAGGAACAGAUUCGGCGUGCAUGGGCUCCGCAAACUUCUCACAACGACAUCGAACAAUCCCUCGCCUCGCUCAAAGACAAAGAAAUAAACAUCAAGACACAUAUUGCAAAACUCGACGACCACCUCAUGGCCCUAACAGAAGAACGCCUAGACCUUGAGCAGCGCUGCAAAAACGUUGAAGCCGAGCGUCUUGCUGCUGAAAAGGAAGCAGUUAUUAUCAAGGCGCAGCGGGAUAAUCUAUUCAAGGGUCUGAGUCCUGAGGCUGUGUUCGAGCUGGGUAGGAACAGCGAGCGGAAGAAUUCUACAAAGCGACGUAAGCUUGAUUAA
Molecule: messenger RNA, 1041 nt
Organism: Bipolaris victoriae FI3
Lineage: Eukaryota; Fungi; Ascomycota; Dothideomycetes; Pleosporales; Pleosporaceae
Exons: 3
Coding region: 1-1041 (346 amino acids)
Source: RefSeq, a predicted model, not a curated record